Aspergillus aculeatus ATCC 16872 is the source of this 1595-nucleotide messenger RNA. RefSeq names its product FAD-binding oxidoreductase. The record is from RefSeq and is a predicted model, not a curated record. NCBI's taxonomy places the organism in Eukaryota, Fungi, Ascomycota, Eurotiomycetes, Eurotiales, Aspergillaceae. Bases 11 to 1483 code for a protein of 490 amino acids. The transcript is spliced from 5 exons. Gene Ontology annotation, molecular function: FAD binding.
GAAUUUCACCAUGAAAUUCACCACCGUCCUCCCGCUCGCCGGCCUCGCCGGCGCCAGCAACCUCACCAAGGGCUGCACCGUGCUGAAAGGCGCCCUGGACGAGGUCUACCUGCCCAGCACGACGGUGUACGAGUACGAGGCGCAGAACUUCUGGUCCAACACCGAGAUCAUGGCGCCCGGGUGCGUGUUCCGGCCGCAGUCGAGCGCGCAGCUGGCGCGGGGCAUUGACAAGCUGGUGGCGGCGCAGGCCGAGUUCGCCGUGCGCGGUGGUGGCCACAUGGGCAUUCGGGGAUCCAACAACAUCGACGACGGCGUGCUGAUCGUCAUGUCGAACCUGACCACCCUGGAGUUGAACGCCGAUCAGUCGCUGCUGCACAUGGGUCCUGGCUUCCGCUGGCAAGAAGUCUACGACUACCUGGAACCUUACAGCCUCACCGUCCCCGGAGGCCGUCUCGGCCCCGUCGGCGUGCCGGGCCUGCUCCUGGCCGGCGGCGUAAACUACUACGGCAACCAGGUCGGGUUCUCCUGCGACUCGGUGAUCAACUACGAGGUCGUGCUGGCCAACGGCACCAUCGUCGAGGCCAACGCCACCUCGCACGCGGACCUCUUCUGGGCCCUGAAGGGCGGCAGCAGCAACUUCGGCAUCGUGACGCGCUUCGAUAUCGAGACCAUCGCCUCCACCCAGGUGUGGGCGGGCACCUGGACGGUGGCGGAGGAGUAUAUCCCUGAUUUCUUGGCCGCAACGGCUGCGUUUGCCGCCAACAACACCGACCCCAAGACCCACGUGGUGCCCGCCGUGGUUCCCUCCGAGGACUCGGCAGUGGCCUCGGUGAUUCUGUUCUACGACAGCCCCGACGUCAGCUACCCCGACGCGCUCAAGGUGUUCACCGAUAUCCCGGCCGUGUCGAACACGAUGGCCUUCAAGACCGUGGCGGAGAUGGCCGUCGAGAUGGGUGAGGUGGUCACGCCGCACAUCAACGACAUCUUCGUGGCCGGCACUAUCAAAGCGACAACCUACGACUCCCUCCUAGAGGGUGUGCAAAUCAUCAACGCGACCUUCGCCGCCCAACUCCCCAAGCUCUACGCCCAAAUCCCGAGCGCCAACAUCUCCAUCAUCGAGCUGGACUGGCAGCCCAUCGGCGCCAACUGGAUCAACGCCUCCACCGCCCGCGGCGGCAACGCGCUGGGCCUCGACGCCACCCAGAACUACCUGUGCUACGCCGAGGUGGUCGAGUGGAUUGGCAGCGAGUACGACUCCAUCGUCGGCGAGUGGGUCGUCGAGACGACCGAGUUGAUUAACAACGCUACCGAUGCGGCCGGGUUGUAUGAUCCCUUCAACUACAUGGGUGAUGCGGCGUGGUUCCAGGAGAUUUACUCGGGCUAUGGGAGUGAGAAUCUGGAGAAGUUGAAGGAGAUUGCCAGUGCUUAUGAUCCUGAGGGGGUGUUUCAGACGUUGAUGCCCGGUGGGUAUAAGCUUUUCUGAGCGUAUCCUAUUCUAGGGGUACUACGGGGGUGAUCAUGACGAUGUUAGAAAGGGGGCUGGCUGGGGAUAGAUGUAAUAUGGACUGUAUGUAUUAAUGAAUAUGAAUUGCCAU